Messenger RNA from Nematocida homosporus, 786 nucleotides. RefSeq lists its product as uncharacterized. The coding region runs from base 1 to 786 and encodes 261 amino acids. The record is from RefSeq and is a predicted model, not a curated record. NCBI's taxonomy places the organism in Eukaryota, Fungi, Microsporidia. The transcript has a single exon.
AUGAACGCCACUCUCAAGCCGAGUCAGCCUUAUGCAAUACUUAAUAACGAUAGUUUGUUGGAAGAAGAACUAGUCCGCACCCCAACUGCUUUUGAACACUGUUUUGACAUCUUUAACCAAGAAUAUGACAAGUUCAAAAGGAUUAUGCCAUUUAAUGGGGUCUACGCCAUACAAACGCUAGCAGCCCUUAUCAUUAUUUCGAUAAUCCUAGUUGCUUCUAUCAAUAUAACCCUAUCUUGGGGAACCCUGGAUACUUUAACUUGUGCUUUGAUUGGCAUAAGUUUUGCAAUCUGUAUAAUCUCGUCAGUAGUUGAAACCGUAGUAUUCGUAGGUAGUGGUAUUGCCGGUGCCAAAUCGUCUAAAAACUCACAGAGCAUGCUCUUGGUGAUCGCCGACAUAGUGACAUAUAUAUUAAGCUCUAUGGUUCUUAUCCUUAUUGGAGUUUGUCUCAUAAUUGUGCUGGCAUCCUCUCCUAAAAUAGUGACCCCAAUUCUCGGUGCUUUGGCUGCUCUAAUCUAUCUCCUAAUCAGAACGGCUCAGACGGUUUCUAUUUGGAGAUGUAUGGUAAAAGAGUCCAUCGGGAACACUGGCAUAACCUCAAAGCGCAAGCAAGGAUUCUACUUGGCGAUGUCCACCUACAUAGUAGAACUGGUAUUCACUGGCGCGCUUUUUGGAAUGGCUAUCUUUGCUUUGACUCAACCUAGCUUCCUUGACCUACUCCAACUCUCUGCUGAGCAUACAGACGCCAUUUGUAAGGUCUUCACGAAAAUAACGACAUUCAUCUAG